AUGACUAAGACUGUCGUGAUCCUAGGAGGUUCCUACGCCGGCCUUCACGUUGCCCACUACCUCCUGAAGCAAAAGAUCCAGGAUGUGAAGGUGGUUCUCGUUUCGAAGAACAGCCACUUGUACUGGAACAUGGCCUCGGUCCGCGCCGUCAUCCCGGGCGUUCUCAAGGACGAGGAGCUCUUCCACCCGCUGUCAACGGCUCUCUCGCGGUACCCGUCGUCCAGCUACGAGCUGAUCAUCGGGACUGCCGACGCCGCCGACUUCGCCACCAAAACGGUGACCGUCUCCCCGCUUGACGGCAGCGGCAUCAGGACUCUCCCGUACGACGAGCUCGUGCUCGCCACGGGCGCGCGCUCCGCCGUCACCGCGGGCGGGCCCGAGGUGCCCUGGAAGGCGGCGGGUUCGUACGAGGAGGCGGUCACGCUGAUCCGCGAGACGACGUCACGUGUCGACGCGGCGCGCCACAUCGUCGUCGGCGGCGCGGGCGCCACGGGCGUCGAGCUCGCCGGCGAGCUGGGCUUCGAGUACGGCCGGAAGAAGGCAAAGGAGAUUGUGCUUCUCGCUGGCGGGCCCGAGAUCCUGGGCGGCGACGCCAUCGCCGGCAACGCGCGCUCCCAGCUGACAGGCCUGGGCGUCACAGUCAGGACGGAUGCGACGGUCGAGAGCGUGAGGCCUGCCGCCGCGGCGGACGGGAAGACGGAGGUGGUGCUGCGGAACGGGGAGGUCAUCACGACGGAUCUGUACCUGCCCACCACGGGCAUGGUCCCCAACUCGGAGUACGUCGACACGAAGUAUCUGGACGACGAGCAGCAUGUGCCCGUCGACCAGUACUGCAAAGUCAAGGGCGUUGAUGGCGUGUGGGCUCUUGGAGACCUCGUUUCGAAGCCGAGGGCGGGGUUCUUGAUCACGCAGAAGCAGGCUGUCGGCGUGGCAAAAAACAUUGGCGCCGUGUUGAGGGGUAAAGAGCCGGCCGUGGUCAAGGGUCUACCCUUUGACAUCUUCUCCUGCGCGGUCGGCCGGGGCGGGGGUGCCGGCCGGCUCGGCUCGGUCAAGAUAUUCUCUACCAUGGUGUGGCUGGCCAAGGGACGCACCCUUGGCCUGCAGAUGAUUCCCAGUUACGUCGACGGCAGUGUUGCAUAG
Molecule: messenger RNA, 1140 nt
Organism: Phialemonium atrogriseum
Lineage: Eukaryota; Fungi; Ascomycota; Sordariomycetes; Cephalothecales; Cephalothecaceae
Product: apoptosis-inducing factor 1
Exons: 3
Coding region: 1-1140 (379 amino acids)
Cellular component (GO): cytoplasm
Molecular function (GO): electron-transferring-flavoprotein dehydrogenase activity; flavin adenine dinucleotide binding
Source: RefSeq, a predicted model, not a curated record